Molecule: messenger RNA, 378 nt
Organism: Prunus armeniaca (apricot)
Lineage: Eukaryota; Viridiplantae; Streptophyta; Magnoliopsida; Rosales; Rosaceae
Source: the annotation of a GenBank genome assembly
AUGGGCAUGAAGAUAAAGAUAACCAAGUCAGCCAGGUCACCGAGGCAUCGAUGUUGGCAUAACGAGAUGCUCUGCGGCCUAGUUGUUGGAUCGCGGCUCUUUCUUGGCCUUAGGGCUUUGCUCAAUUCUAGCCAUGCUUGUUGCUUGGGACGUGGAGGUUCCAAGGUGCACGAGAAGAUAAUUGUGGCUAAUCUACACCGUUUUACAUAUGAAGCUCACUUCCAGAAGUGGCAUGCCACCUAUGCUUCUGCCAUAUUUGAUGACAUGCAUGUCAAGCUGGCUGCGUCUUCGACUGAAGAUGCGCCUUGUAUGGAUCCGACCAAUGAUGUGCCUUGUGUGGAUCCAAACAACAAGAACUUGAAGCCCAAGGAGAAGUAG